Molecule: messenger RNA, 1527 nt
Organism: Candoia aspera
Lineage: Eukaryota; Metazoa; Chordata; Lepidosauria; Squamata; Candoiidae
Gene: RUSF1
Product: RUS family member 1
Exons: 14
Coding region: 14-1360 (448 amino acids)
Source: RefSeq, a predicted model, not a curated record
UUCAGGGGCAGUCAUGACUGACUUGGAGACACAAACGCUUUGCACGGAAAGUUAUGGCUCUCGAUCUGCUCGGCAUUACCAGGCCUUGCCUAACGGAAAGCUAAGCUCUAUUGCAGAUGCCUGUGAAGACUGGCACUUUCAUUCACUCCGUCAUUUCUUCAUGUCGGUCUUCCUGCCCCAGGGCUAUCCUGAAAGUGUGAGCGAGGACUACCUGGCCUACCAGUUGUGGGACACCAUCCAGGCCUUUGCAAGCAGCAUCACAGGGACACUGGCCACGCAGGCGGUGCUGAGGGGGGUGGGGGUCGGGGAUGAGACAUCCACUGUUGCAGCUGCCACCGUCACCUGGAUUCUGAAAGAUGGAACAGGAAUGUUGGGCCGAAUUGCUUUUGCCUGGAGCAAGGGGAGCAAACUGGAUUGUGAUGCUAAGCAAUGGAGACUCUUUGCAGACGUGCUCAAUGACAUGGCCAUCUUCAUGGAGAUCGUGGCACCAGCUUUCCCAGCAUGCUUCACGCUCAUCAUCUGCACCAGUGGCUUCUUCAAGUGCAUUGUGGGUGUGGCUGGAGGGGCCACCCGGGCAGCUCUCACCAUGCACCAGGCCCGCCGGGACAACAUGGCUGAUGUAUCAGCCAAAGAUGGAAGCCAGGAGACGCUAGUGAACUUAGCUGGCCUACUCUUCAGUCUCUUCCUGAUCCCUCUUGUAGUGGACAGUCUCCACCUCACCUAUGCCUUCUACGCUCUCUUCACCAUCCUCCAUGUCUACGCCAACUAUCAAGCAGUGCGUGCGGUUUGCAUGGAGACCCUUAACCAUGCCCGGCUCCGCCUGGUCUUGCAGCAUUACUUGCAGUGGGAAGAAGUGCCUAGCCCUGCUGUCAUCAAUCCUCAGGAGCCCCUUCUGCUAGGGUUUCGUCAGCCGCUCAAGAUAACUCUUGGGACUCCUCUUCAUACAGUGACUUCCAGUGUUGCUGACUUCCAGAAAGCUCUUGAAGGCAAUGCUACAAAUUACUUAAUUUUCUUCAACCGACCAGCAGGGACGAUCUCUGUCCUGCUCCAUCGGCAAGCAGACAGUGUGGAUGUGAUUAAAGCCUACGCCCAUGCCCUUAUUCUAGAGGUCCUGCUGUAUCAAGAUGUGGGAACAUGUGCCUUGGAAAGAGUGUCCCUUCUGGAUUUGCAGCAUCAGUUACGCAAAGAAUCCAAUAAAGAGGAUCCCAAGAUACAUGCUGAAAUGCAUCAGUUCUUGGACAGGAUAUUUCCCAGAUUCCUGGCAGGACUGACAGCCGCUGGAUGGGUAACCGACCGGAAUCUCCUAGGCCCCGAGGAGUGGCGGAUGGAAUGGCUCAGUGCUGAGAAGAAAAUGCUUUGACUCUGGGAGAACUUUUAUGCCAAAGACCUGAUUUGUUCAGCCCUAGAAAAGGAGGGGAUCCUGGUUUCCUUGGGGUUGUUGUUUACAAAGGCAACUAUGGGUUUGGAUUUGUCUUGCCUCAGUUUACCACAGCUGUAGUUCUAAAAUAAAGAUGAGGUGCGGACAAC